AUGGCUUCUCUCGCGAUCCUCCGUCUUACUGCUCGCCCUGCCACCUCGACCCUCUUCAGACCCUGCGCACAAUCGCUGAGGAGAGCUCCCGCGGUAGCUCAGUCCAUUUCUGCCCGAUCUCCUUUCAGCUCCACCGCCAUCCAACGAAGCGGCGGCCACGAAGAGGAGACCUUCGAGGAGUUCUCUGCCAGAUACGAGAAGGAAUUCGACUCUGUCAACGAUGUUUUCGAGCUUCAGCGAAACCUGAACAACGCGUUCGCCUAUGAUCUCGUCCCAUCACCGGGCGUGUGCAUAGCAGCCUUGAAAGCGGCCAGACGGGUCAAUGACUUCCCAACCGCCGUGAGAGUGUUUGAAGGCAUCAAGGCCAAGGUCGAGAACUCGCAGCAAUACGAAGAGUACUUGGAAGAGCUUAAGCCCUUGCGCGAGGAACUCGGCGUCCUUCUCAAGGAGGAGCUGUACCCCAACAACUCCGACAGCCCAUACUACAACCCAUAA
This is a messenger RNA of Capronia coronata CBS 617.96, 495 nucleotides long. Its product is annotated as cytochrome c oxidase subunit 5a. The record is from RefSeq and is a predicted model, not a curated record. The transcript is spliced from 4 exons. Gene Ontology annotation, biological process: mitochondrial electron transport, cytochrome c to oxygen. Bases 1 to 495 code for a protein of 164 amino acids. Gene Ontology annotation, cellular component: mitochondrial inner membrane. Lineage: Eukaryota; Fungi; Ascomycota; Eurotiomycetes; Chaetothyriales; Herpotrichiellaceae.